This is a messenger RNA of Paramecium pentaurelia, 711 nucleotides long. Lineage: Eukaryota; Ciliophora; Oligohymenophorea; Peniculida; Parameciidae. The record is from the annotation of a GenBank genome assembly.
AUGAACUACUCUACAGUGUUAUUGAUUGGAUUAGUAGUAUCUAUCAAUGGAGCUAUUACUUAUAAGAUUGGUACUGAAUUAUGUUCCUGUAAUAAAUUUUCAACAAAUAUUGAAUGUGCUUAUGUCUCAAAUAGGUGUGAAUGGGUAUCAAAUGCUUGUUAAGAUAUUGAUUGUACAACUAAAACUACAAUUGGAGAUUGUAAUAAAAAUGGAUGUGCUCUCACAACAGCAAGCAAAUGUGAAAAGAAGGCAGCUUGUGCUUCUUAUAAAUACGAUUCUAUACUUAGUUGUUUGAGCAUUGGUUGUGACGCAGAUGUAAAAGGAACAGAUAAUUUAUAUCCUUGCAAAGAUCUGGUGCUUCCUAUUUUAAAUCUUACAAAAGAUUGUGCAACUUACAUAAUUGAUACAGAAUGUGUACUUUCUGGUUGCUAUUGGAAUGAUAAAUGUGUCCCAGCUACUUGUGCAGAUUAAGUUUAACUCACAUGUCUACAAAUUAGAGGAGAAGUUUAUACAGAUAGAACUCUAUGUACUUGGGAUGCUACUAAAUCUGCAUGUGCAGAUGCUACAACUGGAUUGACUUAGUCCUAAUGUAUAUCAUACACUGGUGGAACUUACUCUUGGAACUCUGAAAGUUCCUUAUGCGAAGAAUGUUCAUCAAGCUAUGGAAAUUUGGUAAUUGCAUCAAUGGUAUUGAUAAACCUGUUUUUAUGA